Molecule: messenger RNA, 5638 nt
Organism: Thalassophryne amazonica
Lineage: Eukaryota; Metazoa; Chordata; Actinopteri; Batrachoidiformes; Batrachoididae
Product: phosphofurin acidic cluster sorting protein 2
Exons: 25
Coding region: 110-2902 (930 amino acids)
Biological process (GO): protein localization to plasma membrane
Molecular function (GO): transmembrane transporter binding
Source: RefSeq, a predicted model, not a curated record
GUUCGCCCGUCAGUGGGAGCGAGUAGUCUGGAGGAGCACCAGUGGCGCACAGUUCGGCGGUGUCGCGUAGUCCCAUACAGCUAGAGCUGCUCUCCAGGCAGUGGAGGUGAUGAUGGCGGCGGCUGUAGAGAGAGGAGGCGUCCGGGCCGCUUUCCUGAACCCGAGCGGUGGCGGACCAGCGCCUACAAUCCUCCCGAGCGGGGUGCUAACCGGGGCUGUGGUGCUGGGCUCGGGCUCCGGCUCCGGCAGCAUGCCCGUACCCAUGAACCUCUUUGCGACCUGGGAGAUAGACCGCUCGUCCCCCAGCUGCGUGCCGAGACUGUGUAGCCUCACUUUGAAAAAGCUGGUUGUCCUUAAAGAACUGGAUAAAGAACUGAACUCUCUGUCCAUAGCUGUCAAAAUACAGGGUUCGAAGCGUCUUCUGAGAUCGAAUGAAUACCUCCUCCCACCCAGUGGCCUGAUGGAGACAGAUUUGGAGCUCACAUUCUCACUGCAGUACCCCCAUUUUCUGAAGAGGGAUGCCAACAGACUCCAGAUUAUGCUACAAAGGAGGAAACGCUACAAGAAUCGAACCAUUCUGGGAUAUAAAACUUUGGCUGUUGGAGUUAUUAAUAUGGCCGAGGUGAUGCAACACCCAACAGACGGAGGACAGAUUCUAGGUCUCCAUAGCAACGUGAAGGAGGCGCCAGUGCGUGUGGCGGAGAUCACCGUGUACUCUCUGUCCAGUCAGCCCAUUGACCACGAGGAUGGUAGUGGUCAGGCUGGCCGCAAGACUAAAACCUCAGACCGGUCUCCAGACAUGGAUAACUAUUCUGAGGAGGAUGAUGACAGCUACUCAUCAGAACAGGAAGCAAGUGAUGACGCAGUUCAUGGUCAGGAUCUUUACGAUGAAGAUGAAGAGGUCAGGAAGCCAAAGAAGGCCCGGCGGAAAAUGAUCCGAACCACAUCUAUGACCAGGCAACCUAACUUCAAGCAGAAGUUUGUGGCUUUGCUGAAGAGGUUCAAGGUAACAGAUGAGGUCUUGGACUCUGACCCAGUGGACCAGACCCAAGAAGUGGAGGAGGAUCUGGAUUUACUCUACGACAGUUUAGAGGUUUACAACCAGAGUGACAGCGGUCCAGAGGUGGAGGACAAUGAGAGUGUCCUGAGCACACCUAAACCAAAACUUAAGCCAUUUUUUGAAGGGAUGUCACACUCCAGCUCUCAGACAGAGAUCGGAAGCAUACACAGCCAAAAGAGCCAGCACAGGGAGCUGUCAUGUCCUAGUGGAGAUUUUCUGACCGUAGAUAGAUGUAAAGUACAAGGGGCGCGCUAUCAAGAUGACACCAUCACAGACAUAACUGUCGGGGAGGCAGAGACUGAUGACAGUUUGCAAGGUCAGGGGGAUGUGUGCAACUGGGACGUGAAUGCCGAACGACUGCCCAGCACUGUUGGCAAACUUUGCAAGACUGAGUCCCAAAACCACAUGUCUCCCAGUAAAGGGGAGAACAGGCUGCAGCGGCGUCCUCGCAGCACCUCCAUGAAAGACAGACAGAACUCCAAAGCCCAGACGGAUAGAACCAGCAGCAUGGAGAGCGAAUGUUCUCCAGAGUCACGACUCAUUGCACAGGUUCCAAGAAAGUCUGUCUAUGACCAGCUGAACCAGAUCCUCAUCUCUGAUGAACGCUUACCGGAGAGCAUCAUCCUUAUCAACACCAUGGAAUGGCAGGGACAAUAUGUCGCAGAGUUGCUCCAUAACCAGGGCCAGCCCAUUGUGUCCACCUGCUCUACUGCUGAUGUUCAGGCUGCAUUCAACACCAUCGUCACUCGCAUCCAGAGAUUCUGUAAUUGUAACGCACAGACCCCACCAACAAUGAAGGUGGCAGUGGCAGGUGACCAGAGCUACCUCAGCACCGUCCUGAGGUUUUUUGUUGAACAGUUAGCUAACAAGACACCAGACUGGCUCAGCUACAUACGCUUCUUGGUCAUCCCAAUUGGUUCUCAUCCUCUGGCCAAGUAUGUGGCCUCAUUUGACAGCAGAUUCAACAGCAUCUUUAUGGACACUGCAUGGAGGGAGCUGUUCUGCAGGACAGAACGGCCCACUUCAGAUAACAUCGACGUAGCAGGACGAGUUGUUCAAUAUCUGGCUGGUGCUAGUGUUUCUCACCAGUUCCCCAUCUCAGAGGCCAUGCUCACCUACAAACAGAAGAGGAAGAGAAGUUUGUAUUUUGAUUUUUACAUCAGCCCUGAUGAGGACUCGUGUCAGAAAUUUGUGCCAUUUGUUGGGGUUGUCAAGGUUGGGAUUGUGGAGCAGAGUUUGUCAACCUCAGUGGAUUCAGAUGAUGCGAUGGUGGGAAAUACAAGCAUCCUGGCCUCCCCAACGCCCCCAUCGGCUGGUUCGUAUGGGAAGGAGAUUGGCGGAACACCUCCACAGUCUCCCUCCGUCUCCACCACCCUUUCCGGAGCUGGUUCUCCGUGUUCAGGCAGUGAAGUGAUGGGACUGCAGGUGGAUUACUGGACAUGGCAAGGCCCAGAGAAGAAGAAAGAGGGAGAGAAAAGAGACGUGGGACUGAAGAACACCUUAAAAAGUAAUUUCCGUUCACUCCAGGUCAGCCGCCUGCCCUGCGGUGGGGAACUCACUGUUCCCCCCAGUAUGGCAAUGACUGUAGUCACCAAGGAGAAAAACAAGAAAGUAAUUUUUCUGAGCAAGAAGCCCAAGGAGAAAGAGCUGGACUCUAAGAGCCAAGUGAUCGAUGGCAUCAGCAGGUUGAUCUGCACAGCCAAGCAUCAGCACACCAUGCUGAGAGUCACCAUUGAUGGCGUGGAGUGGAACGAUGUCAAGUUUUUCCAACUCGCUGCCCAGUGGCCAACACAUGUCAAGCACUUCCCAGUGGGAAUCUUUGGUUACACAAAGCCAGUGUGACCCCAGCCAAAAUCCACGGAACACCACCUGAGCCUCGGCUGCAUUUGUCUCACCCAGUGGCUCCUGAGAAGUAGAAGAAAAGCCAACUCCCCCCAGCAGUAAUAGUUUUCCUGUGGAAAUCUUUACAGACUCACAACCACACGUUCAACACACAAAUUUCAUGUUGUCAAUUUGAUGUUGUUGGGUGUUUUUUUUUGUUUGUUUGUUUUGGGGUUUUUUUACACACUACAAAAAAGAACAAAUGCUCUUUUCUAAGAUUUGUGCUACCAACUGAGAUAUUUUGAGGUUUUUUGACAAUUUGCCACAUUUCAAUAUUGGCAGCUGUGUUUGCACUUUGUUUUUGUUAACAUUUUAUUAUUUCUGUGAAAUCCUACAUUUAUUGUUACUCUGUAGACUAUGGAGGAGUGUGAUGGUGAUGUGCAGUGGUGUGUGUGAGAUAGUUUGAGACUGUUGUUAAAAGUUGGACUAUUGCUGUGAAUCUAGAUGGAAUCCUUUCUCACUGCUAAGUUUUCUUACUCGUCCCUUUACUUUCUGAAAAGGUCAAUUUUUAUAGUAAAGAACAUAAGGUUCUGUUUGCCUUGAUGUGUUUAAGCACACUGUGUAUCUGAAGCAAAUCGGAAAACAACUCUAAGUAUUUUUGAAGGUAGCUAUUUUGAAUGUAGCUAUGAUGUAUUUGUAACACGUAAGUAGUUCAGCAAAUUGACCCUUUUUUCAGUACGUUUUUGUAUUGACGGUGCAAAUACGGGCUGUUGGCCUGUUCAGAAACAACCACUUAAAAGCAGUGUAAUGUGACAUAAAACAAUUCAACACCCAAUGGCUGAAUACCAUAUUUAAUUGUGACUUCAAACUUAAUGUUUUAAACUCCUGAUUUUUCUCACGACUCCUUGGCUGUACUUUGCACCUGUGUUGUACUUAGGUCUUCGAAGAUGAAUUUCAAGUUUUAACACCAUUUAUUAGUUAAAAGUGGGCCACCUUACUGACUCACCUACUUGAAGUAAGUUGGUGAAUAUCAUGUCACUGAAUAUGUGCCAAAGUCAUGUUCUGUUUUGGAUUAGCCAAUCGUCAGAUUUUACUAAACUAAGAACUAAACUCCUUUGUAACGUGGUCCUUGUGGAAUCAGAGUGUCUAUACACACCGAUGCUUCCCAUUUGUACAUUCACCAGGGGUGUUCACACAUCCUAAUCAACAACAGCGUCCUUUAAUACAGCUUCGCUGUGGCUGGACAUGCAAAAAGUACCCAACCUAAUACAUUCUGAUAGGUUGGUCACACAGUAUUGUAUGGGCCUGUUUUAGGAAACUUAUAUGAAUGACUUGAAACAUGCUUUGACAGUAAUGUUGAGCGCAAUGCGACUAUUGAGUAGUUUCUGAAAUGAAAAAUGUAUGGAGUCUUUCCAGCUCACUGCCUGUGUGUCUGUGUAGGUGUGCUAAAUGUUUGAUGGUACGCCCUGAUUUGUGUUAUGUGAAACUUUUGCAAUAGGAAACCUUUGGACAAAGGGCCAUCUGUAUGAAUUUGUUUUUUAUAUAUAUAUAUAUAUGUAUAAAAAACUUACAAGCUUUGAUAGGCUGGCUUUUUUUAGUAUUAUAUACAAGUAUAUAUGAGAUGUACUGUUGUUGAUCGCAAGUUCCCCUUCUGCUAAAUCGAAAGCACAAACUGCUUACGUUUAUUUCUUGACGUAAAUGCCAAAUGUAUUCCAGAACUCAUGUAUGAAGUUGACUUGUACAGUCCAGACAUUAUUUGGUAUGUAAUUCCACAUACAUUUCCUACGUUACAAUGCACUUUCAUGUGAUUUAUACACGUUUUAGCUCAAAUUGCUUUAUUGAGGUGUUGAAAAUGUAAACCACUACCUAUAAAAGCAGUACCCUUUUCAUAUGGAUUUGUUUAUGUGAAUGGGUUGGGGAAAAAAAACCCUUUGAGGUCUACAAAAAAAAAAACAUGACUGUCUGUUACUUGUUUCGUCCAUUGAUGUUAAAAAUCCUCUUCUGCAGCUACCAGCAUAUGUACAUCUUCCUGUGACUGCUGAGUCAGCUUUUCUUGUCUUUAGGUCUUUGAAGGGUUUACCAUCUUAGCUGAAAGACCAGCUGGCCUUCAUUUAUUUGGAUCCAACAAAGAGCCCUAGGAGUUUAACUCAGUUCUGUCCUGCAUUUCUGCCACUUCUGAAGAGUAUACCAAUAACGAAAUGUAGUGUACCCUAGUGCUAUAACAAGCUGAAUGCUGUGCUGUCUGUUUCUUGACGGGGUUGGGGGCCCAGAAACCUAAUUUGGCUCCAAAUUCCUCCAGUCAAAAUCUUCUUGAAGUUUCUGCAGGGGGUCUGAGUUGUUACUUUGAUCAGAUGUUAGAGGGCCUUUUUCUUAUGUUAGCCAACACUGAACAGACAAGUAUAAUUCAAAGUAUUUGACCUCAAUUCCCCCCCCCCCCACCAAGAAUUUAGAGAUAGUGAGGGGUGUUUUACAAGACUGGAACAAUGAGCAGGCAUGUUCUCUCACAUUUUAUUCUAAAAUGCAAAACAAAAAUAAAUUUUACAUGUCAUUUCAUUGUUCCUACAACUGUAACCUCCACCCACUCUUUGCACAAAACCUAUUUUAAAUCAUGUCAGUAUUUUUAAAUUUACCAAUAAAAAUAUGGGUUACUCUGCAUGUUUUACUAUAGAUGUACAUAUGUUUUGGAUUUUUAUAUUGUUUCUUUCCAUGCUCUCACAAGCAGUUGUGUUUAAUAAAAUUUUUAACCUUCUGUACAAA